AUGAGCUCGCAAAUUGAAAGCUCGGAGUACGAAGACGCCGCGGAGAUUUCGGUCGUGAAAGUUGGCCCAACAACUAAGACUGAACAGGAUCAACCAACAAGAAGAAGAUCAUCACGUAACUCGUCUAUCAACGCGAAAGAGCGUAUUACUGUGACAAAGCAAGUCAUGUCCGGCAAAUACGACUUCGACAAUAAGGGAAGGCUUAUCAUGGAGACUCCAAAGACUCAGCGCAUCAAGACGCCCAAGAAGGUUGCUGAAAUUCCGAAAAUUGAUCGCAAGCUUGAAAAGAGAACCAGAAGCGAUUCUUCGGGAAAGAGCGUUGCCACUGUGAUCAGAAAGAGUCCAAAGCUGCGGAAGAAUAAUUCACGGGGAAAUGAUACAUCGGUCGGAUCUGCCAAUGCUUCAAAGGAGGUGCUUGGUGCUGACAAGAUUUCAAAGCUAGGAUGUUCUCCCAAGAAGCAUGCUGAUGUUAACAACACUUCUAUUGCCACUAGAAAACAACCGCAACGACGUUCCAAUAAGCAUCUUGAUGCUGAAACGGCUUCUACUGACACUGCAAAAGAACUUUCUGAUGUUGGCCAGGCCUCUACUGUCACAGCAAAACGAUCACGAGGACGCCCUUCCAUGAAGCAUUUGGACAAAACUUCGUCGACCCCUAUUCCAAGCUACUCUCAAAUUCUCCAGAUGGAAAAAAAAGAAGCUGUUGAAAAAGUCACGGAAGAAACACCGAAACGUAGAAAGGCUCGAUCUGCUGGUCAAGCUGACCCAAAGCCCAAGACUAAUUUUGACGCUGCAAAUAAGAAAGAGACCAAGCUCGUUGAAGGUUGGGUUGAUUGGAUUGAAGCUCGUGUGGACUAUCUGGAAAAGCUCGUUUCGACUGUAGCUAUAGAUACGGCUCAAACCGUUUAUGCCGAUGUAAAUGAUGACCUUCAGCAAAUUUCCACGUUGAAAGAUGCUUCGCUUCAGCGACAGUUGGCGCCCGGCGUUUUCUUGGAGCAAUAUCAGAAAGAGGUUCAACAAUGGCAGCGACAAUCUCAUCCACCAUGUCCAGUUCGUCAACAUGAUCUAAUGGAGUUGUCAGUUCGGCCUUCUGGCCAAAAGCGUCUGCAUCGAUCCGCCCACAAUCUGGAUCAAUCAGGAAUGUCCAAGUAUCUCGAUCCAGCCAAUAUCACACUCGAGCCUGAAGCUGCUUCCGAAGAGACGCUGGAUUUGAAUGUUGUUACCGCUAAUCAAGUUGGAUCAGGUCAUGCUGCACUCCCACCUGAGUACGAGGAAAUGGAAUAUGGCAGUAAAAUCGGUUUCUGGCUGGAUCGAUGCGACGAAGACGACAAA
Messenger RNA from Mesorhabditis belari, 1332 nucleotides. Lineage: Eukaryota; Metazoa; Nematoda; Chromadorea; Rhabditida; Rhabditidae. The record is from the annotation of a GenBank genome assembly.